Mercenaria mercenaria is the source of this 12978-nucleotide messenger RNA. Its product is annotated as endosome/lysosome-associated apoptosis and autophagy regulator family member 2-like. The transcript has 24 exons. Lineage: Eukaryota; Metazoa; Mollusca; Bivalvia; Venerida; Veneridae. The coding region runs from base 98 to 3121 and encodes 1007 amino acids. The record is from RefSeq and is a predicted model, not a curated record.
CCGAACUUCCGGCUGCUGGAACUGUUGAAAAACAAAAAUACAUAUGUUUCAUUUUCAUUACUCGCAAAAACAGUUUUAGUUGUAUAACGAAGUGGAAAUGGAUUGGAUAAAAAUAGAAUUGCUGUUCGUUUGUGCAAUUACUUCUGUCAGUUUAAGCUCUGCGUCAAGCUGCGGAUCGGAUGACUACAAGUUUGAGUUCACUCAGUGUGAUGUAGAUGGCCAUAGAUGGAGAGUGUCAGUUCCAAACAAGGACUGUGAACCUACAGCGUCGGGUUAUAACCUCCCUAUAAAAGGCACUGACUGUAAUCAAGAAUGCACUGCAGGAGAAUUUCUGAAUAUGGACAGUAUGAAAUGCGAGCCUUGUCCGUCGGGAACAUACUCAAGUGGCAACAUAGCACGCUUUGAUAGCUGGAGUACACUUCCUGAAGGCUUCUCCGUAACAACGGAGUCAUUCCAGGGAUUUGGAGACAGCAGUGAUGAUAUUGCUGAUUGCUCAAAGUAUGAGUGGACACCUAAGGGAUCGUAUAUUGCUGUAUUGCCUGGUGAAUGUGCAGCUAACCUGAUCUUCUCUACAACGUUGUUGAAGGCGGGAAAACUAUCCUUCGAGUACCAGUUUCCUAGUACAACCACCAUCUUCCAUAUAACAGUUCAGAAUGAUCAGUGUCAAGCAUCUGGUGACAAAGAUUCCAGCAAAUGGCCGGACACAACAAAUGAAGGGGAAUGGCAGAGUUUAACUCUGAGCCUAAAGUCUGGAUUUAAUGUGAUAACUUGGAGAGUGAUUGGUAUAGGCACCACAGAGGAAACAAGCCCACUGCUUCUUAGAAAAAUGUCAGUCAACGGUGUAGCAUACACAUCUGAAUGUACGAAGUGCCCAGCAGGAACGUACAGCAGUGCGAGUGCUACAAUAUGUACACCAUGUCGGGCUAAUAAGUUCUCGAAAGAAGGAGCAACCAGCUGUUCAGAUUGUGAUGUGAAGAAAUACUACUCUGUUGCUGGAUCAACUAACUGCACCGAGCGACCACCUUGCACUGAAGCAGACUAUUACCAUAUCCUCAAACCAUGUGAUGAGAAUGGCAAGACUACCACCAUCUAUGUAUGGGUCCAGCCUGCCAUCUGUAACCCUGACAACCCAUCAUCUGUCAAGCUUCCACAAGCCUCGGACCUCAUUGACUGCCACUCCUGCAACCCAGGCAUGCACCUUGUGAACAAGACGUGUACUUACUGUCCAGCGGGGCAGAUGUCCGAUGGUACAGAAUGUAAAGAAUGUGCAGCAACCACUGCCCCCGAUUACGGAUACGAGCUUGUAAAUUGGAAUGACAUUUCAGAAGUUAUUCAGACUUCCUGUGUGUCCUUUUCAGAAACGAAUUGUAACAAUGACAGCAAGUGGUUGCCAUAUGGAGAUCAUGUGCGUACACAUUUUGCCCGAGGAGAGAGUGCUUACCUUGUGAUGAUGAUAAAAGUGGAUGGCUUCCGAGUUCAACAGAAGGCUGGUGAAGGCGGAACAAGCACCGUGGGACAGUUUAGUGUUGUAUUUGAAACUGUCUGUAAGGGGUUUUGUCAGUUUGUUUUACUGUCAGAUGAAAGUGGAAAGCAAGAUCUUAUUAAAAGCUGGGAAAAUUCGCAAAGUAGGAAUAAAUUCACAUAUGACAUCAAGCGGAAUGGUUCCUUCACAUUCACGUUGGCGUUCCAGAACUCUGGCUGGUUGAUGGAUCCUACAGCGAUUGCAGAUAGCAUUGCCAAGGUUUACUCUAUACAGAUCACAAAUACCAUGGGUGGUGGUGCAAGUAACUGCCGUAAAUGCCCUAAAGGAACAAAUGAUGAUGGCUGCGUCCCCUGUCCAGAUGGUUCUUACAUUGACCCAACGACAACUACCUGUGUCACAUGUCCACCUGGUACAGUGGUCAGCUCACACAGUGCAUAUGGGGCAGACUCAUGCAAGCCGUGCGGACAUGGCCUACAGGUGUACAAGGGAACUGCAUGCAUCUCAGAUGGACAGUACACUGAUGAUAAUGGAAGGAUGUUUGACUUCAGAAAUCUCAGUAACAGUUUUAAGUUUAUCCGGGGCAGUCUGUUGUUCACAUCUAGUGGUACCCAGUACUACCAUGGCUUCAAUAUCAGCCUGUUUGGUACACCAGACAAAUCUCACGUCAUCUGUGAAAAUAACGUCACAAGAUCGGAUACUCACAUAUUCAGUCAUGCAGGCAAACCGGACAUCACAAAUGCACUCCGUGAGCCAAGUCAGAUUGUUGCUAGGAUCUGUAGGACAACACUGGUACCAUCUGACAGUUCCAAUACUGUCAUGACCACCCAGUCUGCAAGUUUGGGAGAUCGUCUAGUAGAGAUAUUACGCAACCAGACAUCACUUACAAUGAGCAAUGGAACAAAAUCUCUAGAAGAACUCUACAAUGCUAGUGGAUUUGAUAUUUCAGAGAUGGACAAUGAUAUACAAGUUCACUUUGCUGCAGAAACGCCAACAAGAGCUUGUCCUGCAGGCCGUCACUCACUGGUCAGUUUACGGUGUGAUGAGGAUCAGAAGGGGCAAGGGGAUAUAACUCUGCCACCAAAAUGUGCUGAUGGUACGUGUGACGGAUGUAUGUUCCAUUUCAUGUGGAACACGAGACUUGCCUGCCCUAUUUGUCAGAAGGAAGACUUCAGUCGAGUUGUUGGAGAAUGUUUACAGGGUACACAGACCAUACACUACUUUCCUCCAAGUCAUUGUUUGGUACCAGAUAACAUGCAGAAGAUUGAGGAGAAACAGAAAUGUACAGUCAGACUGGCUUCCCUGCCACUUAUAGUUCAGGUAGCUGUACCAGUAGUGGUGGUCUUGGCACUGUUGUUCUUCCUCCUUGUCUGCUUCUUCUGGAGGAAAAACAAAAAGCUGGAGUACCGUUACAUGAAGUUGGUAGAGAAUGCAGGUGGGGCGGAAGGAGAGCUGCCAGGAGUUGACAGUUGUGCCCUGGAAGAGGGGGAGGAUGAACAGGGGGAUUCUGUACAGAUACGCAGCAGUAAAGGGGCAAGGUUCUUCAAGAAACUUUCAAACAAAAUCAAAAAGAUGGGAAAUACAGAAUCGGAUGAUGUGUUUGAGUCGGCCGUGUUGAAUGAGAGAAUGCCUCUGACCUAGGAACAGAAUGAACAAAACUUGGAACGGUGAAGCAAAUGUGAUCUACAGCAAAGAAGAAUCUCAAAAUAACAACUGGAGUUGGUUUAAUUUAAGGCCAUAUUGUAAAUAGUUAAAAUUAUUUCAUGUUAAGAAUGAUUUUUCGUUGUCAUUUUGGAUGAACAUUGUUUUAUAUGCUUCCAGAAUAUAAGCAUUGAGGUGAAUGUGUAUGAAAGAGAAUUUUAACAGCAAAUUCAGUCUGAUGUUUGAAAAACUAUUUUGUACUGUUAGUUCAUUUUAGGCAUUUAGCUAAUUAUUAAAAGAAAUUCAAUACAUUAGAGUACAUUGUAUUUGUAAUUGUAUAAAAUUAUAUGAUCUGCUGGAAGAGAAACUUAAUACGUUUAAAACUCAGUAUAGAUGUGACAGAAUGCACAGAAUGAUGUUAUUGCUUAGAGUCAAAAGCUUGUAUGCUCCCAUUGUUUGUUCAUGUUAAUACAUUUAUUUGUACCAGAAUGGCUUAUUUAUUAGCUCACCUGUCACAAAGUGACAAGGUGAGCUUUUGUGAUCGUGCAGCGUCCGUCGUCCGUUCAUGCAUGCGUAAACUUUUGCUUGUGACCACUCUAGAGGUCACACUUUUCAUGGGAUCUUUAUGAAAGUUGGUCAGGAUGUUCACCUUGAUGAUAUCUAGGUCAAGUUCGAAACUGGGUCACGUGCGGUCAAAAACUAGGUCAGUAGGUCUAAAAAUAGAAAAACCUUGUGACCUCUCUAGAGGCCAUAUUUUUCACAAAAUCUUCAUGAAAAUUGGUCAGAAUGUUCACCUUGAUGAUAUCUAGGUCAAGUUUGAAACUGGGUCACAUGCCAUCAAAAACUAGGUCAGAAGGUCAGAUAAUAGAAAAAUCUUGUGACCUCUCUAAAGGCCAUAUUUUUCAUGGGAUCUGUAUGAAAAUUGGUCUGAAUGUUCAUCUUGAUGAUAUCUAGGUCAAGUUCAAAACUGGGUCAUGUGCGGUCAAAAACUAGGUCAGUAGGUCUAAAAAUAGAAAACCUUGUGACCUCUCUAGAGUCCAUACUUUUGAAUGGAUCUUCAUAAAAAUUGGUCAGAAUGUUCAUCUUGAUGAUAUCUAGGUCAGGUUCAAAAGUGGGUCACGUGUCUUCAAAAAGUAGGUCAGUAGGUCAAAUUAUGAAAAAAACCUUGUGACCUCUCUAGAGGUCAUAUUUUUUAAGGGAUCUGUAUGAAAAUUGGUCUGAAUGUUUAUCUUGAUGAUAUAAAGGUCAGGUUUGAAACUGGGUCAACUGCGAUCAAAAACUAGGUCAAUAUGUCUUAAAAUAGAAAAGCCUUGUGACCUCUCUAGAGGCCAUACCCUUGAAUAGAUCUUCAUGAAAAUUGGUCAGAAUAAUCACCUUGAUGAUAUCUAGGUCAAGUUUGAAACUGGGUCACGUGCCAUCAAAAACUAGGUCAGUAGGUCAAAUAAUAAAAAAACCUUGUGACCUCUCUAAAGGCCAUAUUUUUCAUGGGAUCGGUAUGAAAGUUAGUCUGAAUGUUCAUCUUGAUGUUACCUAGGUCAAGUUCGAAACUGGGUCAACUGCGGUCAAAAACUAGGUCAGUAGGUCUAAAAAUAGAAAAACCUUGUGACCUCUCUAGAGGUCAUACUUUUCAUGGGAUCUGUAUGAAAGUUGGUCUGAAUGUUCAUCUUGAUGAUAUCUAGGUCAAGUUUCGAAACUGGGUCAACUGCAGUCAAAAACUAGGUCAGUAGGUCUAAAAUUUGAAAAAUCUUUUGACCUCCCUAGAGGCCAUAUUUUUCAAUGGAUCUUCUUGAAAAUUAGUCAGAAUUUUUAUCUUGAUGAUAUCUAGAUCAAGUUCAAAACUGGGUCACAUGAGUUCAAAAACUAGGUCACUUGUCAAAUAAUAGAAAAAACGACGUCAUACUCAAAACUGGGUCAUGUGGGAACAGGUGAGCGAUUCAGGACCAUCAUGGUCCUCUUGUUCAUAUUAAAUUUUAUGUCUCCCACCAUAAAGUGGUGUGGGAGACAUAUUGAUUUACUCCUGUCUGUCUGUCUGUCUGUCUGUCACAAAGCUUGCCCGCACUCUAAGUCGAACAUUUCUUAUCUGAUCUCCACCAAACUUGAACAAAAUGUGUUUGACCAUAAGUCCUCGGCCAAAUUCGAUAACUAGCCAAAUCAGCCCAGGCACUUUUGAAUUAUGGCCCUUGAAUUACGAAUCGGGGUCCAUUCGUCUAAACCAUCCAGAACUCCCAGACAUUACUGAUGAGAACCAUUCACCCAAACCACCCAAACCACUUUGAAUCACUAAAUGAUUAGGCAGUUGUGGGAGACAUGUGCUUUUCUCAAAAGCAGCUCUAGUUGUUCACUGUGUCAGGUAUUUAAAAAGUCCAGUUUUGGCAACAAUAUGGCGGAGUUAGAACUUUUUUUAGGAGGAACUGUGUGUUUUGUUGAUUAGUAUAUUAAUUUCAAAAUGAGCCAACAAAUAUGGUAGACUACCAUUUAGUUUUACACACCUCGAAUUUACAUGACAAAUAAAAGGACAUCUCCAGUCCCACAUAUGUAUUAUUAGAUAUGAUAUAUGUAUAUGAGGAAGCACUAUAGUUAAAUAUGGGUGAAAUCCAGAUAUAUUUGUUUUUUUAUGCCCCCGAAGGGAGGCAUAUAGUUUUUGAACCGUCUGUCCGUCUGUCAGUCUGUCAAUCUGUCGGUCUGUCAGUCUGUCAGUCUGUCCGCAAUUUUUGUGUCCGGUCCAUAUCUUUGUCAUCGAUGGAUGGAUUUUCAAAUAACUUGGCAUGAAUGUGUACCACAGUAAGACGACGUGUCGCGCGCAAGACCCAGGUCCGUAGCUCAAAGGUCAAGGUCACACUUAGACAUUAAAGGAUAGUGCAUUGAUGGGCGUGUCCGGUCCAUAUCUUUGUCAUCGAUGGAUGGAUUUUCAAAUAACUUGGCAUGAAUGUGUACCACAGUAAGACGACGUGUCGCGCGCAAGACCCAGGUCCGUAGCUCAAAGGUCAAGGUCACACUUAGACAUUAAAAGAUAGUGCAUUGAUGGGCGUGUCCGGUCCAUAUCUUUGUCAUCGAUGGAUAGAUUUUCAAAUAACGUGGCAUGAAUGUGUACCAUAGUAAGACGACGUGUCGCGCGCAAGACCCAGGUCCGUAGCUCAAAGGUCAAGAUCACACUUAGACUUUAAAGGAUAGUGCAUUGAUGGGCGUGUCCGGUCCAUAUCUUUGUCAACCAUGGAUGGAUUUUCAAAUCACUUGGCAUGAAUGUGUACCACAGUAAGACGACGUGUCGCGCGCAAGACCCAGGUCCGUAGCUCAAAGGUCAAGGUCACACUUAGACGUUAAAGGUCAUUUUUCAUGAUAGUGCAUUGAUGGACGUGUCCGGUCCAUAUCUUUGUCAUUCAUGCAUGGAUUUUAAAAUAACUACGCAUGAAUGUGUGACACAGUAAGACGACGUGUCGCGCGCAAGACCCAGCUCCGUAGGUCAAAGGUCCUAAACUCUAACAUCGGCCAUAACUACUCAUUCAAAGUGCCAUCGGGGGCAUAUGUCAUCCUAUGGAGACAGCUCCUGUUUAUUGUGAAUUUUUAUUUUUAUGUGGAGGUACGGUUGCAUAUUUUACUUGUAUGAAAUCCAGUAGAUAUAUAUUUAUGGCAGUUAGACUUUCUAUUUUUACAUUGUGUAUUGCAUUUAGUAUGCAUAACACUGUCUAUACAGCGUGUUUAUUAUUUGGGUGCUCUUUGAUUUAUUAAGAGCAAAAAUAAACACAGAUUUUAUUUUUUUUUGUUUUUCUUAGUUUUUCAGUUAUACUGUACUUUUUUGACUACAAGCAAAAUAUCAAUGCAUUUCUUUCAAGACUGGCAUUGACCUUUAGCCUGCUGGCGGCAAUUGGUUUUGCCUUUGCAGCUGGUGCAGACCAAGAUCAGCCAGCAUGUCCGUGCAGGCUGAUCAUGGUCUGCACUGUUCACUGUUCAGUAAGUAAAUUUUCUGAAUAUUGAAUGACAAAUGGUAUUGCCCAAAUUGAAUGAUGGACCAGUCCAUUUUAGAAAUUUAGCAGGGUAAAGGUUAAAGUCUGAUGAAAAACAUCACUUCUCAAAAUAAGGGUCAAUAAUUUUCAAGUAAAUUGGUAACUCAGCAUAUGUACAUAAACAUCUGAAUAUUUACUGACUUGUCAGAUGAGUUUCAGCUUAUGUCUUAUAUUUUACAUUGGUUGUAGAAAAAGUUCUCAAAAUUUUUUUAGCUAUGCUUUGACUGCUUGCUAGAUGUCUGACCAGACUAUACUCUGGUCUAAGUAAGGUAUUGUGGAAAUCAGUCAUGUUUUGAUCUCACUGGAUUCUGACUUGUGGGUCAGAGGCUGAAACCCCCUACGUCACUGCAUCACAGAAUGAUUGUCAGUAUAUACCCUAAAAUCUUAAUACUUAUAUUUCAGAUUUUAAAACCUAGAUUGAAAAACGAAACUUCCAAUUUUGGAACUUACAAUUAACAGAAUGAUCAGUGGGGUUAGAUAAUUAAUUCACACGAUUAUUUAGUUAAUGUAUGUAAUUGGAGGGAAGAUUACUUGCACAAGAUAUAGCAUAAUUAUGUUUUGGCACAGUCUUUACAGGUAAUUAAAAGGUUCAGAAAUAGCAAGUGUACUGUGCAUAAUUGCUGUGUAAUUAACUUGCUUAUUAUGCAACUCUUUUCAUGUUUAUGAAAUAAAUCAGUUUGUCUACCAAUUUUAUUGUCAUGAUACUAAUUAUUGGGAGUAAAGCUGAAAUCUUUCAUUGACUAGAACACAUAUUUUGACUAUUGAAUGGCACAUUUCCUAUAAAAAUAGUGCCUGUUAUAUAGAAGGAUAUUAGUACUUAAGCAUGAUGAGGUUCAUAAACCUUGAUGUCAAGUCUAAUUGUGCACUGUUUUAAACAGAAAACUAUAAAACAUAUUACUUUGUACUUAAAAUAUAUUUGUAUAUUUUAGUGUUAGUUACACAGUAUAUCAUCAGGACUGCACCUUGUUGUUUAUAUAUGUACAGUAAUAAUAAGAAAUAACUGAUGCAUAAACACAUGUAAUAUGUAUACAGUACAGUUUCUGCAAAUACUUUGUUUUUUUUUUUGUUUUUUUUUUCUUUUACAAAAGCUGUUACUUUGUUUUGACAGAAAUGUUUUCUUUCACUCAUUUCAGAUCUGAACGAAAUUGUUAGAUAUUUUAAGAUUUUUUGUUUUGAUCAAUAUGUGUUCUUUAUUGCCUUUAUAUAGAACUGUGGUGAGUCUUACCUACAUUCCAUAUGUGUGAGCAAAAUUAGUUAACACCACAGGUACAUCUAUGGGUAUGUUUCUUUGUAUGUAUACAGUGGACUCCCUCUAAACCAGAAACCACUCAAAACCGCUGAUUUUGGUGCACUUUCAGCUGUAAUUAAGAAUUUGUUGCCUGAUACAGAAAGCAUUUGUAUUAGGAUCAGAUGAACAAAUAGCAUGUCUAAAUACAGAUGAGUCAAUAACUCGAUCUCACUUAUCUCAAAACUUACGCUAUCCCGAAUACAUUUUCAAGUCCCGUCCCUAAAACAUGGCACAAAAUUUUAUUUUAUAUCGUAAUUCGGUUUUCUUGAAAUAAAACACUUGAGCCCUUGAAAUUCGAGUUUGAGCUGUUCUUAGUUUCCUUUGUUAAGUUCCAUUUAACCUUUGAUUGCAAGUAUUGUGUUACGUUAGAAAUGAUGUGAGGUUCUAACACUGUAGAAAUGUAUUUUAGGCUUGAUUUAUAAAAUCUCUGUCUGUGUAUUACACAUAUUGUGGAAAAUGUCUUGUUUCACAAUAUUUUGAAUCUCAAUUCACACACCUGGUAUUAGUAGAUAAACCUAUAUACAUGAUUGUUUUGGUGUUUAUUUGAAAAUAUUAUAUCAUUCCAAAGAUUUCAUAGGUGAUGUUAACUGUCAUGUACAAUGUUUACGGGCGCCAUUCCAGUUAUAAAUCUUUACUACACAGUUACAUUUUUAUAUUUCAACCAUUCCUUAAUAUAUACUACAAAUUUGAUGCUUUUCGUGAUGUUUUUGUAUCAUACUUUAUAGUCUGUAGCCUUUAUAUACAUUGUAAGUAAUCCAAAGUUUUGACACUGUUGCCCUAGAUUUGCCAGCCAUGAUGUUCAGUGUUAUUAGAACAGAUAUAUUCUACGCAGUUAUACACAUUCUGCCGUUCAUUGUUUACACUUGAGACAUUCAGAACAAGAUCAGCAUUUGUUGCAAUUAAAUGCCGGUUUUUACAUGACCUCAGAAAUUUCUUGAGUAAUAAAAGUAUGUGACUGUGAAAGAAGUGUGUGGAAGUUCCAUCUCUAUUCAGACUAGUAGUCACUAAUCUGGGUGCUGAAACUGUCCAUUUUUCCGAAUAAUUCUAUUUAGCGAUGCUGUAGUAAUUUUUCAUCACACUUUAUUUAUUGGCAGAUCAUCAGUCUUGCUUAUUUAUUCCAUAUUUUUGUGGAGUGGGUGUUUAUUUGUGUGUAAGAAUUUAUUUAAUCUUUAGCCUGCUGGCAGCAAGUGAUUCUGCCCUUGCGACCAGUGCAGACUAAGAUCAGCCUACACAUCCGUGCAGUCUAAUCAUGGUCUGCACUGUCCGCUAUUCAGUCAGUUAAUUUUCAGUGAAAACCCCUUUGAAUAAUAAGUGGUGCUGCCCAAAUUGAAUGUGAUGGACCAGUCCAUUUUAGAAAUGUAGCAGGAUAAAGGUUAACAAGUUAGGUUGAUUUCUUGACUAUGUAUAAUCCUUUAACUGAUUAUCUGUUUUAAGGUUGUGUUGUUUUAUUCUCUAAAUGUUGUAACAUGUAUCAGUGUAUGAUUGACCUCAUCUUCUUUUUUGAUGUUCACAUUGUUAGAAGUAAUUUAAUAUACAAAUUUAUUUUGUGUUCCAGAAAUUUCAAAGUUGUUGCUGUAUCACUUAUGAAAUUGCUUUGGUUGUGUAAUGCAUUUUUCUGUGUAUUUAAUAAUUGUCAUUUGAUAAGCAUAAUAACAAAAAGUGAUAUUAUAAAGGGUUGUGCAAAAAGUGGAAAAUAUUAAAAGGGGUGUGCAAAAAGUAUAGAAUAUUGGAAAGGGUUGUGCAAAAAGUACAGUAUAUUGGAAAGGGUUGUGCAAAAAGUACAGAAUAUUGAAAAGGGUUGCACAAAAAGUACAAAAUAUUGAAAAGGGUUGUACAAAAAGUACAGAAUAUUGAAAGAGUUGUGCAAAAAGUACAGAAUGUUAGAAAGGGUUGUGCAGAAAGUACACAAUAUUAGAAAGGGCUGUGCAAAAAGUACUAGAUACUAGUAGUGCAUAAAGUUCUCAUUGUAGUAAAGGGUUUUGCAGAUAAGUUCUUGAUAUUGAAAGGGUUGUGCAAAAGUAGUUAGUUUAUAUUUUAUAACUAAAUAGAUCAGAAUUUAGUCAUUUAUAGUUAAAUGUGCAGUAAUCGAGUAGAAUGUAAAAGAAAUAUCCUGAGAAAUACUUAUAAUACUUCCUAAAGUAUUGACUGGUCAGUAGUCUGUAAUAUUUGAAACAAAAAUCUGUCAAACCAAUAUCUUCUCUCUAGAAACUAAUUAUCUCUUUCUUUCAGUCAGGUUACAAACAUGGAUAACAACAUGACAUAAAAGACAAGAUUUAUACCUCCUAAAGCCUGCUGAGUGUUUUUGUUUGCUGGAAAUUUGUCAUGUAACAAAUAUUCAAAUAAAAGUUUGCCCUUUUUAACUUCUGAAAAAAAAAAACAGCGAAAUUUCUUUAGAAUUGUAGCAAAAACUAAGCUUUGGUUAAUCCCCCGUUAUGACAGAUGGAAUAUUUAGAAAUUUUAACCUUUAGCCUGCUGGUGACUAUAAGGAUCUUACAUGCCUGCCUGUGUAAGAUGGGGUUUUCCCUACCCGAGGGACAGUGUGGAAUGGAAAUCCGAGCAUUAGCGAGGUUUUUUAUCCAUGCUGUCCCGAGGGUAGGGAAAACAGCUGUCUUACACAGGCAGACAUGUUAGAUCAUUUUUCUUGCCUAUCAUGUUCAAAAUCUAUAUUGUUGAGACAAAUAGGUUUUUGGUAUUUCCUGACAUUAUUUAUAAAGUUUAUGACGUAACAAUGGUACCAGUACUAUGUGACGUCACCUUAGUGCACGCUAUUUUAGACAUGGUUUUUCCCUAGGGAAAGACAGGAAUAUCUAUCCCUGGCGCGUGCUUGGAUAAAUGUAUACUUUCCCCGAUAGGUAGGCAAGAAAAGUGAUUCUGCCUUUGCGACCAGUGCAGUCCAAGAUCAGCCUUCACAUCCAUUCUGUCUAAUCAUGGUCUGCACUGUUCGCUGUUCAGCCAGUAUCAUUUUGGUUAGCCUGGCUCCCUGGCUGCAUGGUUAUUUUUAUAUAAAUACUGCCAGCAAAAUUAGAAAAUCUUAAGCCUCUAAAAUAGCACAUUUUAUCUGAUGGCUGAACCUAUGUUCGGAGCCAGGGGCAAUAAAAAAUGUCAGUGUAUAGAUAACCUGCUGGUGUUACUUCCCUCUUAAUGAAUGAACUUGUAUAUAUGUAAAUAAGAACAAACAUAGGGACGGGAGCCAGUCUACAUUUUGGUAAGCAACCCUUUUAACAGUUAAUGGUACUGUCCAAAUUGGAAGAUGGACCAGCCCAUUUUAGAAAUUUAGCACAGGUUAAUUACAAGUGAAUUAUAUGGGACAAGAGUAGGAAUAUUUCAUACAGUGUUAAUUACAUAAAUAGUUCAAUUAACAAUAGAAAUCCUUAUCUAAGUCUAGGGUAAGAAGCAGAAAGUUCAUAUUAAAAGGAUUUUGUUUACACAUGGUCCUUGCUUGUCCAUUUUUACAAGUUGUUUCGUGAAAUAAGAGUGCCUUGAAUGUGAUUGAUACUUGUAAAAUUGAAACUGUCUUUUUAUGUCAAUUUUCUUUUUUGAAUUAUUUUACCAAAAAAUGUAUUUUCUGUUUUAGAAAUCCAAGGAACUUUAGGAUCGUAAUAAAAUUAAGUAAGUAAAUACUGUUCAGUAUUGCUCUUAAAAGAAUGGUUGUUUAAAUAAGAUGUAUUGAUUUUCAACUGAAAUCCAUGAUGGAGAGGUAAGUGAGUUUGGAGACCAGAUAAAUCUUAAGCAUUUGAAUGGUUGUUUUAAAACAUGUUGAAACUGAUCAGUCAGAGACUGGUCUAAAACUUUUGAACCAGGUAGUGCCUACACUGGUAAAUGUUCUGAAGCUGAGAUCUGUCUCGGAUAAAAAAAUUGAGCUAGUUUUUGAAAGUUACUAACAUCUAAGAGAGAUUUAACAUUUAAAAAAGUUGUGUUAAGAACAUAGCAAAGACUUACAAAAAAAUGUUUCUAAAAUAUGUAUCAUUAAGUUCACUUUCCUUGAAAUUUUCUCUCAAAAACAAAUAUAUCUAGGUAAGGAGUUGUUUCUAAUUAAAAGUAAUUUGAUUUAAAAACAACUGGUGCGGUAAAUUAUCAUUUUUUGUUUCAUAUGCAAAGACCAAGUUUCAUUUUGUAAUCAUUUUUGACUAAACAAAUUCUAUUCACUAUAUUGUUGUAUAAUUGAAGGGUUGGGUAUGUUGUAAACUUUGACUUCUUUUCCAUAAUUGAGCCGCGCCAUGAGAAAACCAACAUAGUGGCUUUGCGCAGUCUGGUCAGGAUCCAUGCUGUUCGCUUUCAAAGCCAGUUGCAGUUAGAGAAACCGUUAGCGAACAGCAUGGAUCCUGACCAGACUGCGCGAAUGCGCAGGCUGGUCUGGAUCCAUGCUGGUCGCAAAUGCACUAUGUUGGUUUUCUCAAGGUGCGGUUCAUAUGUAAUCACACAUGAGUUUAGUUUGUCUCAGUUUUCUUUUGCAGUUCGUUAUUAUUUAUACAUGAAUUUACUUCUCUUUUCGCAUUUAAUACAAGUUUGUUAAUACAUAUGAUUUUAAAACUUUACAAAAUAAAUUUAUUCUCUGCUACUGAAAGAUA